CGCUCCAGCGCGCUCGCCGGCCGCCAGCGCCGCCGCCGCGGUUGCCGCGCGCCGCCUGCACCACACCACCCUCUACAGCGUCUACAGCGCCGACAACAUAACGCACGCUAUUACACGUCUCACGUCUACCGGAAUGUAAAUAUUUAUGGAUGUCAGUUUUCAGUUGUUUAGAUUGGCUGUGAAUUUUAAGGUGAAAAUGAAAUCGACAAGGCGUGUUCGGGUACAUGAAGAUGCUAUACGCCAUAGUGAGUGUAAGAGUGGCGGCGACCGGCUGGCGACGCCGCGGAUGUCGCUACUUGGCAAACCGCUCAGCUACCGCGCCACGCGACGCGACGCGCGUUACCGCCGCCUUCAGUCCAAGUUCUACAAUUUCCUUGAACGGCCUAGAGGUGUUAAAGCUGUCCUUUAUCAUAUGAUCGUAUUUCUGAUGGUGUUCAUGUGUUUAUCGCUGUCAGUUUUCUCAACAAUUGAAGAAUACGAAGCAAAAGCAGGAAUUGUCCUUUUCUACAUGGAGACAGUAGUUGUAAUUUGGUUCGCUAUCGAAUUCUUUUUAAGGUUAUGGUCGUCAGGAUGCAGAUCCCGGUAUCAAGGCUCAAUAGGUCGCCUCAAAUUUUUGAGGCGACCGUUUUGUAUUAUAGAUGUAACCACAAUAUUGGCAUCGGUAGUGGUGCUGGGUAUGGGGUCAUCGGGGCAGGUGUUCGCCGCGUCUGCACUGCGUGGACUGCGAUUCUUCCAAAUCUUGCGCAUGGUGCGCAUGGACCGACGCGGCGGCACUUGGAAACUCCUCGGCUCCGUAGUGUACGCACAUCGGCAGGAAUUAAUAACUACGUUAUACAUUGGAUUCCUUGGGCUGAUAUUCGCCUCAUUUUUGGUAUACUUAGCUGAGAAAGACGUUGCGGACACAAAAUUCAAAAAUUUUGCCGAGGCGUUGUGGUGGGGUGUGAUCACGCUGUGCACGGUGGGGUACGGCGACAUGGUGCCGCAGACCUGGCAGGGCAAGUUCAUAGCCUCCUUCUGCGCCCUGCUCGGGAUCUCUUUCUUCGCGCUGCCCGCCGGAAUACUGGGCUCUGGUUUUGCGCUCAAAGUUCAACAACAACAACGUCAGAAACAUAUGAUUCGGCGACGUCAGCCAGCUGCAACACUUAUCCAGGCGCUAUGGCGGUGCUAUGCCGCCGACGAGCACUCCAUGAGUGUGGCCACUUGGAAAAUACACCAAGUACCUCUUCCCAGUCCGCAAGCCAGUCGAGUGAUGAGUGCGUCGUUCAAGAACAAUGCAUCCUUUGUGUCGCGCCUGCCGACUAUCCGCCGCCACAAGAGUACGUCCCUGCACUCUCCAGCGCCGCACUCCAAGCCCGCGCACAGAUACGAUGUCAAUGCCAGCGCGGAAAAUCUUGGCGCGACUGCGGCUCGGCCGGCGCGCGCGCCGCCUGUCCAACCGGCACACAGCGAGGACUCGGUCGCAGAGACACCGCUCUCCAAGAAAAACUCUGAUGAUGAAGACGAGGAGCCGCGCUGUGUCACUUUGACGUCGCGCCACAAAGCCGCCAUACGAUUUAUAAGAAAGAUGAAGUAUUUUGUGGCCCGACGUAAGUUUAAAGAAGCGCUAAAGCCUUACGACGUCAAGGACGUUAUUGAACAGUAUUCCGCGGGCCACGUGGACCUGCUGGGCCGGGUGAAAAACGUCCAGACUAGGUUAGACCAAAUACUUGGAAAACAAGGAUCUAAAGCUAAAGAUGUCUAUGCAUCGAAAAUCAGCCUAGCUUCCAGAGUAGUUAAAAUUGAAAGACAAGUAGAUGAUAUAGAAAGUAAGUUGGAUCAUUUAUUAGAAAUGUAUAAGGAGGACAGAGGGGUGCCUCGGAGACUUGUGGGCAGUAGUACGAAUGGAGGAGGAGAGGGCGGUCCGUCCGGAGAGGGGGGACUGUUAUUGAGGAACAGGCCGGCGCUGACAGACAAGCAGUGUUCAGAGCCCAACUCGCCGGUGUCACGCACCUUCGAGCCGCCUCCGACCACGGCUGCGCCGCUCGUCCCCUACAAACGGCCUAUGAACCGAGGGUAUUCAGACCUAGGUAGCAGAUUUAUGAAAAAAAAAGUUAUCGUGAAGACAGCAAGUUCAAGUCGCAACGGUGAUUCCCCUAGAGACGAUGAAGUAGUUAUCGUAGUGCCGGACCGUGAGGUCACACCACCCCGGCUCGUCACCGACAGCUCAGAAGUUUGCGCCAGUUGUUCGGCCGGCGCGGAAACAGAACCUCGGUCGGUGAGCUCGGGAUCUGCAUCCUGGUGCGAGGGUGACGCUGCGGAGGAACGUGGUUACGGUUCCGGAGACUCUCUAGCAGAAGACGCCGCACUGCUCGGCGACGCGGCACAAGCUUCGCAACCCCGCAUGAUGCGCAACCAACGGCGGGAUGUGGCUGUCGACCUCCACCUCUUACGACCAGAUGUCUGAGACUUACUAUUCAGUAUUUUCAUCUUGAUGAAAAAAGGCUUUCCACUAAUUACCUACUUACCACCAUUAUGAUUGUAAAUAUACCGUCGCACAAUAUUGACUUGACACUGCGCUGUCCAUUCACUUAUUUUCCUUAUUAAUAGGUGCUUGUAAUGAGAAAAUGAGCAAUCAUAGUUUAGGUAAAACGAGUAGAUAGUUUAUAAGGCGUCUUGUGCAACUCCAAUAAAUAAAAUAUACAACGAGUUGAUGUUGUGAUAAUCACUUCCACUCGAUUACGUAUAAAGACCAAGGGCUCGUGAGCCGAGUACGUAGGUACCUAAUGUUUAUUAUUACGCUUACAUUGUUUAAUUAAUUAU
Molecule: messenger RNA, 2799 nt
Organism: Spodoptera litura
Lineage: Eukaryota; Metazoa; Arthropoda; Insecta; Lepidoptera; Noctuidae
Gene: KCNQ
Product: KCNQ potassium channel
Biological process (GO): potassium ion transmembrane transport
Cellular component (GO): voltage-gated potassium channel complex; membrane
Molecular function (GO): voltage-gated potassium channel activity
Source: RefSeq, a predicted model, not a curated record